Molecule: messenger RNA, 1384 nt
Organism: Panicum virgatum (switchgrass)
Lineage: Eukaryota; Viridiplantae; Streptophyta; Magnoliopsida; Poales; Poaceae
Product: 11-beta-hydroxysteroid dehydrogenase A-like
Exons: 6
Coding region: 1-1089 (362 amino acids)
Source: RefSeq, a predicted model, not a curated record
AUGGAUCUUUAUCUUCUUCUUCACAGCGUGCUGAUGCACUUCUCUGCAGCGAUUGUCAUCUUGGUAUACAUCCCUCUCUCUGUACCGGUGAAGCUGUUCGUGUGGGCGUUCGUGAAGCCGCUGAGGAAGGAGGACCUGAGGGGGAAGGUCGUGCUCAUCACCGGCGCUUCCUCCGGCAUCGGAGAGGAGCUUGCGUACCAGUACGCUAAGAAAGGGGCGUGCCUUUCGCUGGUGGCCCGUCGGAAGCACGCGCUGGAGGGCGUCGCCGCGGCCGCCCGGGAACGCGGCGCGCCGGACGUUCUCGUCGUUCCGGCCGACGUCUCUGACCCCGAGCAAUCGAGACGCGCCGUCGAGGAAACUGUCGCCCACUUCGGCAAAUUGAACCAUCUGGUUGCCAAUGCCGGGGCCUGGUCCAUCUCCUUCUUCGACGAAAUCACCAACAUAACUGCGUUCACCAAAAUGAUGGACGUGAACUUCUGGGGCUCUGUCUACCCAACCUACUACGCCCUGCCACACCUCAAGGCCAGCAAAGGAAAGCUCAUCGUGUCGUCCUCCAUAGCGGCGACGGCGCCUACAUCUAGGUUGAGCUUGUACAAUGCCACCAAGGCAGCACAGCUCAGGUUCUACGAGACGCUGAGAUCCGAACUUGGCUCGGAGGUUGGCGUGACCAUACUGACCGCCGGGUUCGUGGAGUCCGAGAUGACCAAGGGCAAGGCGAUACAGAGAGACGGCGAGGUCGCCGUCGACGAGGAGGCCAGAGAUGUGCAGAUCGGGGUGUUCCCAGUAGCCCGUGUCGACAAGCUGUGCAAGGCAGCCCUGAACGGCAUCCGGAGAGGCGACUGGUACGUGACAUGGCCGUCGCUGUACCUGACGCUGCCGCUGAUCGCCUGCCUCGCCCCCGAGGUCUUGACCUGGCAGUCCUACGCGCUGUACAACGCCAAGAAGGGGAGCCCGCCGCUGAGCCAGAGGAUGCUGGACGCCACCGGAGCCAAACGGUUCUACCCGCCGUCGCUCCGGAGCCAUCCAGGCAUCAAGACGGAGAAGACUGGUGAUCGCAGGGAAGAAGAUGAUGCCGCGUCAAAUGUGUAGCGAGCCACACACUCUUUUGUGGUGAAGGAAAGUGCCCAGGAAAGGCUGCAAAGGGCCCUGUUACCCAGGUUUAAUUAUAGUAUACAUAUAAUUCAAGAGUGACUGAUCCAGUGAGGAAUGAUGUUGGCAUGAACUGCUAGCUGAGGUAUUGUUGUGCAGAGAGAGAGAUCCUUUAAUCUAAAUUGGUUGCGAUAGGGAUUAUUAGGACCUUGGUGCACACCUGUCAUCAUCCGAACAAUUGAGGAUGCCAUGACAUGCUAUUAAUAAUCACCACUUCAAUGGGUUUGGGAUUUAA